Messenger RNA from Xyrauchen texanus (razorback sucker), 625 nucleotides. It is a transcript of the gene naa38, whose product is annotated as N-alpha-acetyltransferase 38, NatC auxiliary subunit. The record is from RefSeq and is a predicted model, not a curated record. Gene Ontology annotation, cellular component: NatC complex. Lineage: Eukaryota; Metazoa; Chordata; Actinopteri; Cypriniformes; Catostomidae. The transcript has 3 exons. Gene Ontology annotation, molecular function: RNA binding. Bases 122 to 451 code for a protein of 109 amino acids.
UAUUAUAUAUCGCGUGUACAGUAGAUGAAGAAGUUUGCUGGUCUGUAGUAAUAACUCUUACGGGUUAUUUUAUUUUUGUAGUAUAAAGGUCUAAACACUUAAAAAAUCAGGAAUCGCUCAAAUGGCAACUGAAAACGAGGAGAACGGCGUGGAAAUGCAAACGGAGCUGGAGGAGUCUAAUUAUUCGUUGGCUCGUUUGAAGUUGGAGAACCUCUUGAAUAAGAGCAUGAGGAUUCGCAUGACUGAUGGACGCACACUGGUGGGGCUCUUUUUAUGCACAGACCGAGACUGCAACGUCAUCUUGGGCUCUGCACAAGAGUUCCUCAAAUCCACAGAUUCUUUCUCACAAGGUGAACCCAGAGUUUUGGGACUGGCUAUGAUUCCUGGCCAUCAUGUGGUUUCAAUAGAAGUGGAAUCUGAAAGCCUUCAGACCACCACCUAUGGACUCUGAUGACUUGAGACUCUGGGAGACACCAUAUGGACUACAGGGAAUGUAGUUUGCAUGCACAUGUUUCUUCUGCAACUACUGAUCAGGCAGUACACAUCCAGUUGUGCUGGGACUACUGCAACCUGAAUGGAUUCUUCCUUAUUUGACACCAUGAUGUUUUUUAUAUAUAUAUAUAUA